AGAACCGCAGCCACAAGCGCACUCAUGUCAAUAUCCAUUAGGAUGCUCUGCUCGUGUACAUAGGCUGCGUUUGGGCUAAUUCUUUCAGAGAUCCGGAUUUACACGUGAACCUGUUUAUUUGGAGCGUUUCCCUUUUCCAGCAUCCCUUGGAAUAUCUGUAUGCUGUGACCUUGCACUGAAUGUCCUUACAAACGGAUCUUAAUCCCAGAACGGACAAUUAGGACCUGAACUGCAAAGAUGGAUAUUGUAACACAUCUCAUCAACGACACUAUUGAAUUCUACAAAUGGGGCCUUACCAUUGCAGACAAGCGUGUGGAGAAAUGGCCACUGAUGGACUCUCCUCUCCCUACGCUGGCCAUCAGCUCCUCCUACCUGCUCUUCCUCUGGCUGGGGCCAAAGUUCAUGCGGAACAGGGAGCCCUUUCAGCUCAGGAAGACCCUUAUUGUCUACAAUUUCAGCAUGGUCAUUUUUAACUUUUUCAUCUUCAAAGAGCUCUUCCUUGCAGCACGGGCAGCAAACUACAGCUACCUCUGCCAGCCAGUGGACUACUCGGACGACCCUAACGAAGUCAGGAUGGCAGCUGCUCUUUGGUGGUAUUUUGUCUCAAAGGGAGUAGAGUACCUGGACACAGUGUUUUUCAUCCUACGUAAGAAGUUCAACCAUGUCAGCUUUUUGCACGUUUAUCACCAUUGCACCAUGUUCACCCUGUGGUGGAUUGGCAUCAAGUGGGUUGCCGGUGGGCAGUCAUUCUUUGGUGCUCAUAUGAAUGCAGCUAUCCAUGUUCUUAUGUAUCUCUAUUACGGGCUGGCUGCCUGCGGGCCAAAGAUCCAGAAAUACUUGUGGUGGAAGAAGUACCUGACAAUUAUCCAAAUGAUCCAGUUCCAUGUUACUAUUGGCCACACCGCUCUGUCACUCUAUACUGAUUGCCCCUUCCCUAAAUGGAUGCACUGGUGUCUGAUUGGCUAUGCCCUCACCUUCAUCGUCCUCUUUGGAAACUUCUACUAUCAGACCUAUCGUCGCCAGCCCCGUCGUGAAGGUCCAUCCAAACCAGGCAAAGCUGUGUCUAACGGGGCUCCUAAUGGAAUGCUGGCAGCCAGUAAUGGAGUGGCUGCCAAGAUGGCAGAGAAGCCUGCGGCGGCAGAAAAUGGGAGGAGGAAGCGAAAGGGCAGGGCCAAGCGUGACUAGAGCAGAGAGGGCAGAGAAACAGGCAGGCUUCCAUACAGACACUGUCAAGACCACAGGCUAAAUAGGUGAUGGGAGUGAAAGGACAUUGGUAGAGAACCAGUAUCUGCUGAGGGACGGCUGGGAUGGGGCCCUGCCUGUUUGGAGGAAGCUGUAAGGUUGACAGCACUGUGUAGGAGGUGUUCUUCACCACCAGGCCUGGUGGAUCUAAUUAGAAAUAUUUGUUAAGAACAAUUUUUUUUCUCUCUCUCCUUACAGCCGAGUGCUUUUGCUGGCUGUAUGCGUAAGCAUCUCUGUAAGGAGAACUGACCGAUCCGUGCUCCACCCACAAAUGUUCUUUUGUAGCAGCUGUUGAUAGAUUGGACAAGGUUUACAGGAUGUUGGCAAAAAUACCAUUGAACCUAAUGAAUGGAGGUUGAAGUUUAGAAGUUUAGAGCCAUAGCUUAGGUUUCCGGUUUAAAAUGCUAUGCUACUCAGCUGGAUUUUAUAUAUAUAUUAACAUCAGCUCAAUUAUAUAACAAAAAACUACACUUGAUCUAUUCCUGCAGUGUGACCUUUCACAUGCUUAAAAAUAAUAGCAUUUGAAAUUGAUGUAAGUAAGCUGAGGGCAACAAUUUCUCAUUAGGUUGGAAAGGAUUUCUUCCGAUAUUCUGUAAAGCCAGCCCAAGUACAUAAGUUGCUAUGAAUGAACACAUGCAGUCGUGGGCAAACGUUUGAAUACUCCCAACGAAAUUUGAUGAAGUUUUGCUGAUUUUCUAAGUGAAACACAUUAGUAUA
This is a messenger RNA of Colossoma macropomum (tambaqui), 1959 nucleotides long. It is a transcript of the gene elovl4a, whose product is annotated as ELOVL fatty acid elongase 4a. NCBI's taxonomy places the organism in Eukaryota, Metazoa, Chordata, Actinopteri, Characiformes, Serrasalmidae. Bases 238 to 1185 code for a protein of 315 amino acids. Gene Ontology annotation, cellular component: endoplasmic reticulum membrane; endoplasmic reticulum. Gene Ontology annotation, molecular function: fatty acid elongase activity. The transcript is spliced from 7 exons. The record is from RefSeq and is a predicted model, not a curated record. Gene Ontology annotation, biological process: fatty acid elongation, monounsaturated fatty acid; fatty acid elongation, polyunsaturated fatty acid; sphingolipid biosynthetic process.